Molecule: messenger RNA, 1739 nt
Organism: Naegleria gruberi
Lineage: Eukaryota; Heterolobosea; Eutetramitea; Acrasida; Naegleriidae
Product: peptidase S15
Exons: 4
Coding region: 14-1729 (571 amino acids)
Molecular function (GO): dipeptidyl-peptidase activity
Source: RefSeq, a predicted model, not a curated record
CUUGUUGCGAAAAAUGACACCAACAACACGGAUGAACAAAUUAUUGUUAAUGGAAAUAUUGGUAAUUAUUGUCUUGUUGAUUGGAGUGGUGGCAAGAUGUGAUUCAAAAUCGCAAAACAUGUUGCAAUUUAUGAUUCCGACGAGUGAUGGAACUGCCAAGUUGAAUACUAUCGUGUCGUAUCCUGAUCCUGAUUUGAAUGCAGAUAAGCCACAUGAUCUUGUCUUUGAGAGAACACCGUAUGGUCAAGGAAGAUUGAGUGAUGAUAGAAUGGUUCUAAAUUCAGCUCAGUAUUUGUAUGCUGGACAAGAUUUGAGAGGUUGUCACAAUAGUACUGGUGAAUAUGAUAUGUGGAGAUCUGAAUGGCAAGAUUCACAAUCUACCAUUCAAUAUCUUUCCAAAAAUCUAAAAGGAUUUUCUGGUAAUGUGUUUUCUGUUGGUGCCUCAGCAAAUGCAAUUGCUUCCUAUUUCCAAACAAGAGAAAAAGUUGAUUGGUUGAAAGGUCAAUGUUUACUUGUUGGUACGGCUGAUGUUUAUAACUUUGUUUUCCAAGGAGGAGCUUUCAGGCAACAGGAUUUGACCUAUUGGUUAAAGUUUUAUGCCUAUCAACCACAAUUUGUUCAAAAAGUUUUAGAUCAUGAAAGUUAUAGUGAAUUUUGGGAACCUGUCACAUUGAAGAGUGGUGAAAAUGUCACUUUCCCUUCUUUGCAUAUUUCUGGAUGGGCUGAUUUGUUCCUUAAUGGAACCUUAAACGCAUUUGAUAUGUAUAGAAAGAAUAGACCUAAUGACACCUAUCUCAUUGUGUUACCAACUGGACAUUGUACAAAAUCUCAAAUUUCCUUCCCAGGUACUGAUUUAAUGUUGCAUCCUGAAAUAUUUUGUCCAUACUUGUUCAAGUAUGGAUCUCUUCCAUCUCUUGAUUAUGUCACUUUCUAUAUGAUGGGUCCUGAUUCUGUAGAGUCUGGUACAAUGGGUAAUUUCUAUGUUACAAUGAAGGAUUUCCCAGAAACUCGUCCAAUUGAAUUUGUGUUGACAUCUAAUCAAAAAUUGCAAGCUGCUUCCAAUCAAGAUUCCAUGACCUACUUUGGAAAACCAAGAGUUCAAACUAAUCCAGGUAAAAUUCCAUACGUUUACAAUCCAAGUAAUCCAACUCCAACGAUUGGAGGUAAUAAUUUAAUGAUUCCAACUUGUGGACCAUACGAUCAAAGAGAAAAUGAGAAAAGAUCAGAUAACAUCUUAUUUACAUCUGAUACAUUUAAGGAUCAAAUGUUUAUUGUUGGAAGAAUGUCUGUAUCUUUUAAGGUUUCAAGCAAUUGUACUGAUACUGAUUUUGUUGUUAGAUUUUCAGAUGUAUAUCCAGAUGGUAGAUCCAUGUUGUUGGGAGAUUCCAUUUUGAGAAUGCGUUGGAGAGAGAGCAAUGUGAAAAAGACAUUGAUGGAGCCAGGAACAAUCUAUCCAAUUACUAUUUCCAUGUGGCCAACUGCUUACAUUUUCAAUCCAGGACAUGCAAUGAGAAUUACCAUCACUAGUAGCAACUCUCCAAGAUUCAGCAUCAAUCCAAACAAUGGAUUAAAUUUGAAUCAAACAGGACCACAACAAAUUGCCCUGAAUACUUUAUUCAUUGAUGACUCGGCAGUUUUCACCUUACCUCUUGUGAAAAAACCAUUCAUGUUGAAUAAGGCCAAAGUUGAUAUGAAGGGAGUUUUUUCUAAGAUAUAUAAACAGCCUUAAGCUUUGUUUU